AUGAAAGAAAUUCAGUCAGAGGCAGUUUGUAGCAUUCAGAAGAGAAGUGGUGGUUAUACUCAUCAGAGAAAGUUAGGGGACAGUAGUCAGAAGCGAUCAGCAAGUGCACAGGCUAGUGUGAAAACAAGUAGUGAUAUGUGUGAAAGAUGUGGAAAAUCACAUUCAAAGAAUGACAUGUGUCCUGCAAGAAGUGCUGAGUGUUUGAAGUGUCACAAAUUUGGACAUUAUGCAUCAGUUUGUAGGUCCAGAACAGUAGCGAGGAAUCCACCUAAAACACAGAACUCAAGAGGGUCCGGAAGAUGGAAACAAGGUCAAAGCAACCCAAAAGUCCACAGUUUAGAGACUGAUGAACUCUUUAUUGGGACAAUAGAGGAUAGAAAGGGUGAAAGUGGUGAAGACUAUUCAGAACAAUAUGCAGAUAUCCUAGUGAACAAGAAGUUCAUAGUAGCUAUGAAGAUAGAUACAGGAGCACAAGUUAAUGCUAUGUCAGAGAGAGACUUUCUAAAAGUCUGCAAGUUUGCAGGUCCUCUUGAGAAACCGGACACAAGGCUUUACGGCUAUGGACAGAAGUGGUUGAAAAUUGCAGGUAUGACUUACCUGGAUUGUAGUUACAGAAAUGUGUCUGUACGCCUAAAGUUCUAUAUAGUGCAAGAAGAGGCACCCUCAGUGUUAGGACUUCGAGCCUGUGAGGACUUAAACCUGAUAAAAGUCCUGUUGAACAUUGAACGCCUGAUUACUGAUGCAAGUAGUUCUGAGAAAAUACUCAGGAUGUUUCCAGAUAUCUUCCAAGGCUUAGGAUGUCUUGAAGACAAGUACAGUAUUCAGCUUGACCCAGAAGUGAAACCAGUAGUACAUGCUCCACGGAAAGUUCCGAUUGCCCUACAUGAGAAAGUUCAAGUGGAACUUCAGCGAAUGGAGGACUUGGGAGUGAUCAUGAAAGUGGAAGAGCCCACUGAGUGGGUAAAUUCUAUGGUGGUCGUUCCUAAAGCCAGUGGUGAAAUUAGGUUGUGCCUUGACCCAGCUGACCUAAAUAAGGCGAUACAACGCGAGCACUACAGAAUGUCCACGAUACAAGAUGUGACCUCAAAGAUUGCUGACCACAAGUACUUCACAGUUCUAGAUGCGAAAUCGUCAUACUGGCAAGUACAACUUGACCACGACUCCUCCAUGUUAACCACGUUCAACACUCCAUGUGGUAGAUAUAGGUUCUUACGUCUUCCAUUUGGAAUUAAAAGUGCCAGUGAAGUGUUCCAAAAGCGCAUGGACAAAAUCUUCGAAAAACUGAACUAUACUCACCCAAUAGUAGAUGAUAUUCUCAUCAGUGGCAGAAUCAUUGAGGAACAUAACAAGAACCUCAUGGACACUCUUGAGACUGCAAAAGGAAGUGGUAUCAAGUUAAAUGCAGACAAGACUCAACUGUGUUCGCAGGAAGUGAAAUUCUUUGGUGAAAUACUUACCUCUGAUGGCAUGAAACCAGACCCGGAUAAAGUUGAAGCAGUACGCACAAUGACAACUCCAACAAGCAAGAAGGAGCUUGAAGGUUAUCUGGGAAUGUUCACUUAUCUUGCACAGUAUUCCCCUUGUCUUUCUGAGAGAACUCACAUCCUGCGUGAUCUGAUUAAGCAAGACAGUCAGUGGAAUUGGACUCCAAACCAUGAACAAACGUUCCAAGAGAUCAAGGAUCUCAUCACAAGAUCACCAGGUCCUGUUCUGCGAUAUUUUGAUUCCCAGAAAGAAGUCGUUCUGCAAGUGGAUGCAUCCCAGAAUGGUGUUGGGGCUGUUCUGUUACAGGAAGGACACCCUGUAGCAUUUGCAUCCAAGUCUAUGACGUCAUGUCAGCGCAAUUAUGCACAGAUAGAAAAGGAGAUGAUGGCCAUAGUAUUUGGCUGUGAGAAAUUUCAUCAUUAUUUGAUGGGUAGAAGAUUUGUUGUCAUGUCAGAUCACAAACCAUUGGAGAGCAUUUUCAUGAAGCCACUCCACGCUGUACCACUACGUCUCCAGAGGAUGAGAAUCAGACUGCAAAGGUAUGAUGUUGUUGUCAAGUACAUUCCAGGAAAAGACAUUCCUGUGGCUGAUAUGCUGUCCAGACACUUUAUAGAAGAAAAGCUGACAGACUUGAACUCUUUUGAUGAGGAAGUUAGCGCAUAUGUUCAUAUGGUGACAACAGGCUUACCUAUUUCAGAUAGGAAGAUGUCUGAGAUAAAAUCCGCUACAGUUGAAGAUGAACAGCUGCAGGCAGUGAUUAGUGCAGUGCAAAAUGGUUGGGCAGCUACACACGUAGACUGUUCCGCUCAAGUCAAGGACUUUUGGACAUUUCGAGAGGAAAUCUCCUGUGUUGAUGGAAUUGUGUACAAGGGGAGUAAAGUAGUCAUUCCCUCGAAACUCAGAGUUGAAAUGCUUCAAUGCAUUCAUAGUGGUCAUCAAGGAAUGACCAAGUCGAAAGAAAGAGCUAGAGAGAUUCUCUUUUGGCCGUGUAUGAACAAAGAUAUUGAGAGAACAGUAGAGCAGUGUGCAGUAUGUCAAGAGCACAGGAAAAGUCCUUGUAAGGAACCCAUGAUCUCCAGUGAAGUACCUACCCUCCCGUGGCAAGUAGUAGCCACAGAUCUAUUCCAUAUGGAUGGAAGAGAGUAUUUAGUAGUAGUAGACUACUACAGCAGGUAUUUUGAAGUAGCCCUGUUAACCAACACAAAGGCUUCUACAGUCAUCACACAUAUCAAGUCCAUCUUUGGACGACAUGGCGUGCCUAUGCGGGUUGUCUCUGAUAAUGGGCCACAGUAUGCCUGCGCUGAGUUUAAGACCUUUAGUGACAAGUGGAAGUUUGAACACAUAACGUCGUCACCACUGUAUCCACAGGCCAAUGGUCUUGCUGAAAACACAGUCCAAACUCUCAAACAGCUGUUACGAAAGUCUAGGCAGAGUCAUGCAGAUCCAUAUCUGGCAAUGUUGGCUUAUAGGAAUACGCCUAUAAAUGGACUCGCCUCACCAGCGCAACUGCUGAUGGGACGCAGGUUGAGAAGUGACUUACCGGUGCAAUAUGCAAUGCUCAGACCUGAAGUUGUUGACUGUGAUGUAGUGAAACAAGCAAUCUCACAGUCACGAGAGACCCAGAAAGUCUACUAUGAUCAGAGAGCUCAUCCAAGACCACCAAUACAGGUGAAUGACAGUGUGCGAUUGAGGCAAGGGAAGGACUGGAUCCAAGCUAAAGUUGUGAAAUAUGCAAGCACUCCACGUUCUUUGGUAGUAAGAACUCAAGGUGGCUCAGAGUACCGACGGAACAAGCAUGACCUGAUUCCAACAAAGGAAAAUCUUCCUGACGACUGCAGUAUUAUCCAAAGUCCUGAUGGAACCACUCAAGGAGCAACUAAUGCUACUCCAGAGAAUGUUCCUGUACAGUCUCCAGACACUCCUCCAGACAUGAAUGUGUCGCAAAGCCUUGUUCCAUCGAGGAACCCCAUUGCAUUCUCAUCCAGUGGUCGACCAAUCUUCAGACCACAGCGAUUCUCUGAGUGA
Haliotis rufescens (red abalone) is the source of this 3510-nucleotide messenger RNA. RefSeq lists its product as uncharacterized. NCBI's taxonomy places the organism in Eukaryota, Metazoa, Mollusca, Gastropoda, Lepetellida, Haliotidae. Gene Ontology annotation, biological process: DNA integration. The coding region runs from base 1 to 3510 and encodes 1169 amino acids. The record is from RefSeq and is a predicted model, not a curated record. The transcript has a single exon. Gene Ontology annotation, molecular function: nucleic acid binding.